Ciona intestinalis (vase tunicate) is the source of this 2154-nucleotide messenger RNA. The record is from RefSeq and is a predicted model, not a curated record. Lineage: Eukaryota; Metazoa; Chordata; Ascidiacea; Phlebobranchia; Cionidae.
UAGAUCUUUUGAGGUUUUGUUGAAUUAAACGUUGUGUUAAAAUCUGAGUUUAACUUAUCAACCAAAUUCAAAAUGGACGUGGCGAGCAGAGAAUUUGGCACCUUUGACUUGGUGGUGUUUUCAGCAUCUCUCUUGUUAACAUUUCUGGUUGGUGGAUAUUAUGCAUACAAAGCCAGAAGGGACGAUUCAGUGGCAAACUAUUACUUUGGAAACAGAAAGAUUCCUCCGAUUCCACUUGGGCUUUCGUUGGCGGUUACCUACAUAUCUGCUCUUACAAUGAUCGGAAUUCCAACUGAGACUUACACCUAUGGUAUGAUAAACAUAUGGCAUAUGACUGGAACCUUAAUCCCAAGUGUUUUCGUGUGUAUUUACUUCAUACCGCUUUACUACCGACUCCAACUCUCCACAAUAUACGAGUACUUGGAGAUUCGAUUCAACCGAAAGUGCAGAAUGUUUUCUUCGGCAGCUGAAAUUAUUAAUGCGAUAUUGUACAUGGGAGCCACGGUUUAUCUUCCUUCUUUAGCACUGAGUGCAGUGACGCCAAUAAGCACGCAUGUUGCUAUCAUCCUCACAAGUGUGAUCUGCAUCAUUUAUACAGUUUGUGGCGGAUUAAAAGCUGUCGUUUGGACGGACACUUUACAAUCUGGUAUAAUGUUCUUUGGUGGGUUGGCGUUUAUGAUUAAGGCAACACUGGUGGUUGGUGGAUUUGAUGAAGUUGCGGCAGCACUGGAGCGAGGUGGAAGAAACAAUAUUUUCGAUUUAAAUCUGGAUCCAAUAAUUCGACAAUCCUUCUGGUCUCUGGUUAUUGGAACAAGCACGGACGGAUUUUAUUCAAUAGCUUGUUCCCAACCGAGUGUACAGAGAUUAAUGUCAUGCAAGUCAAUCAAGGAUGCGCGCAUAGCAAUGAUCAUAAGCAACAUUCCAAAGGUCGUAAUCACUUUAAUAACAGUCGGUUGUGGAGCAGCAGCAUAUGCUUACUACGAGCACUGCGAUCCAUUAUCAAGCGGCCAAAUCAGCAAACCUGAUCAGCUGUUACCUUUCAUGGCUGUGGAUAUUUUCAAUUCACUUCCAGGCAUGGCUGGUUUGUUUGUGGCAGGUGUAUACAGCGGAACGCUCAGCACAGUGUCGUCUGGAAUAAACUCAGCGUCAGCAAUGAUUCUAGAAGAUUUCAUUCUUCCAAUCAAACCAUCGCUCUCAGGGAAGUCGCAAUUAUUUGUAAGCAAGAUCACAGGUUUAAUUUUGGGACUCCUGGUUAUCUCGGUCGCAUACUUGUGCACUUUAUCGUCCAACACCGUCAUAUCAUUAAUGUUCGUCUUUCGUGGAACAUGCGGAGGUCCAAUCCUUGGAGGUUAUAUCUUGGGCAUAACCUUUCCUUGGUGUACAAGCUUGGGUGUACUUGUGGGUCAAUUUAUCGGUGCAGCAUUCACAUGUUGGAUUGCAGUUGGAGGGUUGGUUUAUGGAAGGGAUCCAGCUACAGAUGGUGUGCUACCUGUUCUUACCGAUGGCUGCGAGAAUAUAAACUUCACCACCAACAAUGAGCAUUGGAAUUUAACACAAGGUUUCAUGACAACAACUCUCUUUCAAAACUCGACAUCAAUUCAUGUUGAGCACGAGCAUAUGGAAUACUUUGGCUUAUACGGGAUAACAUUCUUGUAUUACUCUUCAAUUGGUUCCAUUAUUACAAUAAUAGUUGGACUGUUGGUGUCUAUUAUUACAGGCGCAAACGACCCAAGAAAAUCGAAUCCUGACGUAUUUGUCCCAAUUCUUGACAACAAAUGUUUCCCGAAAAGCGUACGUCACUUUUUUCGCUUCGGAGUUCCUCCACGGAAAACGGGAUGUGGAAAAGAUGAGAUAAAUUACGAAACUGAAGACGUUGGUGAAAAAGUUGGGAUAAAACUUCAACAAACAAAUCAUCUGAAGUCGAAUCACUCAGAUGAAACCAAAGCAUUGAAUGUUGAUGUGUAAAAUAUACAUUCAUGAGAAUUAAAAAUGCGUUUAACAUCAUUUAGCCCAUUUUCUAAAAACUAUAUACUCAAGUUCCAUAUAUAUAAUUUUGAUUCCCGCUUUUAGCUUGAUUAGUGAGCGUUAUCAAUACGUGAAGCCCUUUCCUAUAUAGACGGCGCAAAAUAAUAAAUACAUCAUUUAAAAAUGUAA